UAGGACUAAAAAUUAAAUCCCCAAAACCAAUCGAUCGCUGCAGCGGAGAGGAAAAUGAGCGAAAUCGAGGAAUCAAGAAGAAGCUUGUGGCAUUCUCUGAAGAAGAGUUUUCAUCUCGACGAUUAUUCCAAAAUUUUAAACCCCGAUAGACCUUUGUCCCAUCGGAGUAGCGCCACUGUCCAGCAGUUCAUCACAUCUGAUCCCGUCCACGGACCUGCGCUGAAGGCUGCAGAGCAAGCAGCUAACUUUGCUUAUGUAGGUGCUGCUGUUGGAGCGAUUACAACUGGUGGAAAUGCUUGGAGGUGGUCAAAGAGUCCUCACGGUACUGUGUUGUCUUUUGCUUUUGGAGCAGUAGUCGGGUUCACCUUGGGAGCCGAGGCUGCUAACCACUGGUGCCAGUUAUAUAGGCUGGAUACAGUAGCAGCGCAGGUUAAAUUCAAUGAGUGGUUGCAGAAGAGAACCUGAGGAGAGUUAUCAAAUUGGCCCAUUGAAACACCAAAUGGAGCGGCCCUUGUAGUAAUAAUGAGAUUUGUCCCUCUAUCUCUCUUGUUUGUUCUUUGUUUUUGCAUGUAGGACCAAUGUGCUGUUUCUCCUACAGAUUGAAUGGUUUUAGUGUUUAUUGGUGCUUCUUCCC
Messenger RNA from Salvia hispanica, 634 nucleotides. Its product is annotated as succinate dehydrogenase subunit 6, mitochondrial-like. Lineage: Eukaryota; Viridiplantae; Streptophyta; Magnoliopsida; Lamiales; Lamiaceae. Gene Ontology annotation, cellular component: respiratory chain complex II (succinate dehydrogenase). The record is from RefSeq and is a predicted model, not a curated record.